This is a messenger RNA of Podarcis lilfordi (Lilford's wall lizard), 18848 nucleotides long. NCBI's taxonomy places the organism in Eukaryota, Metazoa, Chordata, Lepidosauria, Squamata, Lacertidae. The record is from the annotation of a GenBank genome assembly.
GGCCCCUUUGGGUGGAUGAGCGAAGUUUGGAAACUUUGGACCGUCAAAAGAAGGCGAAUUAUUAGGUGGUUGCGGGGAGCGGAGCGAGAGGCUGGGAUAGCAACCAAAGCAGAAAGAAGAGGCAAAAGGCUGCCUGGGUGAUACAGAAAGGUGAGCCAUUCCUAGAUCGGGUUUUAAUGAACGCUGAGAAGUCCCAGGGCAGAACAUUGUACGGUUAAGAGGUCAGCAGGAGAUGGAGGGGAUAGGGAAUAAAAGCGAAUAAGGGCGUUUUUUAAGAAAACAUCUGGGGUUGGGACUGUUGGCUCAUAGCUCAGAGAUCCAAACUCGGUCCUCGAAUAACAUCCUUGUUCGCAGAACGUGGGGUUAAUUUUUGAGUGAGUCAUCUAUGGGGCAAGUGAUGGGGGUGGGCUUGGCUGGAGAUGCAGGUGGGCUGCUUAUGGGGCAGAAGUUGAGAGAGAAUCUUGGGGUGUGAUAUGUUUCGAGGCCUCAGAGUCAGUGAUGGGGGGGGUGUCGUUCUCAGUGUCACUGUGAGGCUGGGUGGGAUGAAACCAGUUUAGAAUAAAAAGCCGGUUUGGCAGAAGAAGAGAGAACUGUUCGUGUAAAAAUGAGGCAGAGGUGGACAGUACAUGUGGACAGUAUGUGUGGACCCAAGGGACUUUGACAAAGAGGAUCAUGACUUGUUGAUUUGUGGUUUAAUAUGUCAUUUUGCUACUGACUGUAUAUUGAGGAAACCCAGCAAAAACGCCUGUCCUUGUCAAAACGCAUGUCUGUCUGGUGUGUGUGCAAAGUAUUUAAAAGUGCCCUUGUGCAAAACACCCAUGGAGGUGAAGGCUGAUGUGCUCUUUAAGGUCCAAGAGGCCAGACACUGGUUGUGAACCUGCACAUAUGAGAGAGCUCCCUUGUACACGGAAUCUGAAAAGCUCUUGUGCAACUCGAGACGUUCCCAUGAGUGUAAAUGUGUCAUGGACAGCUUACAUAAGUGAUCCGGAUUGCGCAUACUUCUGUAUGCAUAACAAUGAUGAGCGGAGCUUGAACCGUCUUGCUGAAACAGGGUGUGAAUGAGCAGAUGUGACAGAGGCCUGUAUUUUCACAAAUGAAGGUGGCAUACAGAUGUGUGUGAACUGGCACUGCUGCAGAUGUGAGUUAUUAGCUCAGCCAAUGGAAAGGCAGAGGAGUGAGUCUGUGGGUCUUGCACGCAAGAAGACAGAGAUUUGUGAGAGAGAUUAUAAGAAUCAGUUGCCUAAGGAGCCCAGGAAGUGAGCCUGUCUCUUUCUGAGAAUCUAUGAUGCACAGCACCUUCAGAAACAACCACUUCCUCUUCUGAUCUGCUCUGAGAUCAUAUCAUCUGUCCUGCUAGCAAGUCUCAGUUCUGAAGGAUCUUUCUGAGGGUAGUGGGAACAUGUGACGUACAGUGAGAAUGCCUCUGGCCAUGGGUAGAGUGCAUUUUCUUCCAUCACCUGAACAACCCCUGUUGCCCAGCCACAUGUCUCAACAUGAACAGAUCCUUGUUGGCCCUGAUCAAAAGUUCAUCUGCUUCAACAUCUUGCUUUAUUACAGGGGCCAACAAGAUGCCUUCAGGAAGGCCACACACAGGGCAUGAAGCCUUCCCUGGCUGCUGCUCCCUGACAACUUGUAUUCAGUAAUAUGGGUGGGACCCGCAGCAAAAUGUUGUAGGCUAGAGCGCUACUGUUCAGAGUUCCAGCCAGCCAACCAGCCAGCCCUGACCUUUCCCAGGACACUCCAUUCCAAUUUCCCUUGCACCUGGUUUCCCAAGUCAGCAUUCCAUAACCACUGAGCAUGUUCAGCCCUCAGUGGGCUGUUUCGUAGCGCCCCCUCAAACCACUUUUUUGGGGUACUUCUGUAAAACUUCGUGUAGAUGUUGCUGCUUAGCUAUAUAAGGAUCCACACUCAAAGAAUGAGUUUGCUGCUGGUAUAUUCUAAUCUAUCUCUGUCUGUGGAUCUGUAUAGCUAUCUUUAAUGAGAACUUCUGCUUCUGAGAAUGUAGCUUGAAACUUGCAAAGCAACUUAAUUUGGAAAGUUAAAUGGUGCCUGUCCUAUACACUUGCCGCAGUGGUUGGUUGUCCCGCUGCAUUCUCUUUUUCUGCUGUCUACCUGCUUUUUUGAUAAACCUAAGAGCGGUUCCUCAUAUUGGACUCAGCUGCUGUGAGGCUGCGGUCAAAGCUUCAGAGACAAUGCAGGCCACUUAGAGACAGUGCAGGCUCAGUUCUUGCAGCCAGAUGGAAACCGUGGGGUUUUGGAAAGGGUGUGUGUGUGUGCGCGCGCGCGCAUCUGGUGGAUAGGCGUUCCAACUGACCAGAAAAUAAAAAAAUUGGGCCUUCCAACAGCAGCUUUUGAUGUGCUGAUAAAGCUUCCUACAAUGUGGAAAUAAAGAUUAUCCUUCCCUCAAACUGUUUUUAAAGGCAUAGCAGGCUAAACAACUGGCAACCCAAUGGAAGAAUGGGUGGGACUGUUUUAUCACAUGGAACCAGUUGUCAGCCGCAAUGGGUGUUAUCAGUGAGGCCUGGAUCAGGCUUGGGGUGUGGAGGAGAGGCCUCCAUCCUCUCUGCUUUCUCCUUCCUUUCCCCCACCUCAACCAGCAAGGCCUGGAAUGGAACAGGCAACCCCAAGAUGACAGCCAACGUUUCCCCAGCAACCGAGUGAGCCACUGUUAUGAUUUCAUCACUUUGGAUUCUAAGUUACGGGAGAGGCCGCAACUUAGAGCUCCUUUUUUUAAAAAAAGGAAAAUUAAAGAACCCAAACGAAAUAACCUUCCUUCAGGAUUGGUGUGGAGAUAACAAACAUGGGAGCAUGAUGAGGCUGGGAGGGAAAUGGGCCCUGCCAAAAACAAUCCAAACUGGAUUUGUAUUUUGUCUCUCUCCUUGACACUCUUCUCCUUCCCUACAGGACGACACAAUGUCCCGCAAAGGUUGCAUCGCUGUCACAAAGUACUUCCUUUUCCUCUUCAAUUUCUUCUUCUUUGUGAGUACCUUUUUUGGGGUGGGGUGGGGGCCAGGCCUGAUGCCAGGCUAGAUGGGCCCAUCAGUAUGAUUCCCAUUUGCCCUUUGAGAAGCCCAUUGAUGGAGGGUGAGGAAAGAUCUAAAGAAACUUGGAAGCAAUAUGUAGGAACAUAGAUUUAUAACCUUCCCCCCACUCCUUGUUUCUUUCAGCUCCUCGGAGGACUUCUGUUUAGCUUUGGCUUAUGGCUACUUUUUGACCGGGACAGUUUUGCGGCUGUUCUAGGUGAGGCUCGUCAGCGUGGAUGUGGGUGGGGGGCUCUCAGUCCCAUUUCACAUACUUGUCUGUCCCUUCUCCUCCUUGGGUUGUUAAUAUUCCUCCGUCCCAACUGACACUGCACCCCACCCACUAGUCCCACUGGGGAAAUUCUAGGAGAACAAAAAACAGACCUUUCCUUACAGCUGUCUACCAGUGCUUUCCCCGACCUUGGCAUCAUAUUGGUCCUGCUUUCUCCUGCAUCUACGCCUUGGGUUUUUCAGGGGAAAGGCUGUGGGGUAGCUCAUGGCGGCUCAUGUGUAGCAUUUCAGCCCCUUAGAACAUGCUCCCAUAAGCACCUGUUGUUUCACCGAAUCCUUAUACCAGGGAAAAUUUCCAGUCAGGUUGCUGGAGAGAAGUAGGCUUUUAACAAAAUUGGGGGAAGGACUGUAGUUCAGUGGGGGAGAAUUUGCCUUGUGUGCAGAAGGUCCCAGAUUCAAUCCCCUGGCAUCUCCAUGUAGGAGAGAUUCUUGUCUGAAAUCCUGGGCAGCCACUGCUAGUCAUUGUAGACCAGGGUUUCCCAAACUUGGGUCUCCAGCCACUUUAGGAUUACAACUCCCAUCAACCCUAUCUAGCAGGACCAGUGGUCAGGGAUGAUGGGAGCUGUAGUCCGAAAACAGCUGGAGACCCAUGUUUGGGAAACCCUGGUGCAGACAAUGGGCCAGUGGGCAGCUAUUCUUCCUAAAAAUAUUCUCUGCCAUCUCUGGCCUCUUGAGUUUCCUGUCAAGACAGGCUGGACUGAUGAUUUACCUAUUAACUCCCUCUCCAGGGUCGGCGUAUUAUGCCCUCAAGAUCUGGUCCUAUAUUUUCUGUGGGGUCGGCAUCCUCACCAUGUGGAUGGGAUUCCUCGGUUGCCUGGGUUCCCUCAAGGAAAUCAAGUGUAUGCUAGGAUGUGUAAGUAUGUGUGGAGAGAGAGGGGGGGAGUCAAAAAAAGGAACUCAGGCAUAAGGGGUUAAAAGCAAGGCCUGCUGGGAGUUGGCAGGCCUUUUCUGGAAGCAGGACCAGGUGGGUCAAGAACGCACAUGUGGUGGCAGUGGCAAAAGACAAAUCCCACUCUUGGGAGUGACUGGAAGAAGUUCUGAAAAUAAAACUGCCAGUAGCUUCACGAUGUUAUAUAAAUCUGUGGUGUGCUGCUGCAUUUAGAAUACUGCCUACAGUUCUGACCGUGCCACCUCAAAAAAGAAUAGUGUAGAGCUGGAAGAGGUGCAGAAAGAGGCAAGGGAAAUUAUUUGGGUGGGUGGUGCUGCUGGAGAAGGGGGAAGGGCUGCCUACCUGCCACCCCAUAGCAGCAAAGAAAAUGGGGCAAAGUCGUAACCUUUAUUGAUCAGCAUCUAAGAUGGAGGAUAUCCCGAAAAGGGAAGGCUUGUGUUUUCUUCUGGACGCCAGCCAGUCCCUACAGCAAGAAAGGGUCCUAUGCCUUGAAUAGCGGCCUAACAAACAGCCAGGCAGCAGACACAGCAUGCUGGGGACCCUGAAGCCCCACGGACCGUGCUGACGGUGUAGGACCCUGCCUAGAAGUAACAGGAGAAACAUCCAGGGGCUGGGCCUCCCUCGUGGGGUAUAUUCUGUACCUGUGAAAAGCAAGGGGAGACAAAGACAGAGUAAAAAGCAGCAGUCAGGAAGGAAUCGCUGGAGCUGCAGGCAUAGAAAGUGUUUGGGGUGUGUGUGUGAGAGGAACCACCAUCUCAGCUGGCAUCCAGCCUUCUCCCGUGAGAGGGAGACUUGCAGAAGCUCACCUGGCUGUGGUGGGACGUUGGCUGAGUCUCACCAUCCUCUCUUGUUCCCUGUGCCCCACCAGUACUUUGCCUUCCUGCUCCUUCUCUUCCUGGCCCAGAUCAUCAUUGGAAUCUUGGUAUAUUCGCAGAGCAAAACGGUGAGUGGCACUUGGAUAAAAUGUGAAACCUGCGUGUCUCAUGGGAGGGUCAGCGCGGGGCUGCCUUCGGAUUUUCCCCACCGCGGUCCAAAUAAAAACAUCAGAUUAACUAUCUCUCCGUUUCUCUCUCUCGCCACGCUUUCAUCGCUAGGCUAGAUACACGUAAUACGUUUAAGGCACACAUGCCAUCCCCAAGAAUUCUGGCAACUGUAGCUUACCCUUCCCAGAGCUACGAAAUCCAGCACCCCGAGCAAACUAUAUCUCCCAGGAUUCUUUGGGGGGCAGACGGGGAGAAGCAAAUGUGUGCUGUAAACGUGUGGUGUGUAUGGGGCCUCUACACACAGUGGAACGAGGUGAUAAAGUGCAGAGGUGACAGAAGCAACCAUACUGUCUCAACUUGCUGCAGGGGGGCAGCACUUUGUGCAUAAUAGUUUCCCCGAAAGUAGAUGACCUAGCACAUUGGGGAGAAUGGGUUCUAGCUCCACUCACUUCCUGUGUGCUGGUUUUUCCACUCACAGAGAGAGUUUUGUUUGACACAGGGGAAAACAUUUCAAAGAUUCCCCCGCCGUUGUCUGAAGUGGAAAAUUUCAUUCUACCCCCUUACAAAUCCGCCGCCUCGUUCUUUUUGCGUGUGCUGUCGACCGAGCCUCGGUUUCCUUGCCUGAGCAGAGGAAAGAACAAGCAGGGCACGCGAGAGAGGGCUGCUCAUGCCCUUUGAUCUCCCAUUCCCUCUCCGACUGCUUGUGACUCACACGCAGGGGAGAGCAGGGUGAAAGCUGGGGUGAAGCAGGCCCACGCCUCCCUCCUGCCGUGGGUGCGCUUUUGAUCUUUUCUCUCUUUUGGCUGGGUGGUGAACUCUUGCUUUUCCCCACCCUUGAGCCUCAGGCUCUGGCUCCAUUGUAGAUUCUUAAACCCUCCCUUCUACGCUUUCAGGCAGGCUCUAUGUUUUUAAAAAAGCAUUUCUGGGCCAUUUAUUUGGCACAGUUUUCUCUAAGUUAAAUUAUACUGGAGGGAGGAGGAAUGGCUGUGUGAUUGAUGCAAGGGCCAGCUAUUAAGCUCUGUGCGACCAGCCAGCUCCUAUACAGUGGUACCUCAGGUUAAGAACUUAAUUCGUUCCAGAGGUCCAUUCUUAACCUGAAACUGUUCUUAACCUGAGGUACCACUUUAGCUAAUGGGGCCUCGCACAGUGGCCGCACAAUUUCUGUUCUCAUUCUGAAGUAAAGUUCUUAACCCGAGGUACUAUUUCUGGGUUAGUGGAGUCUGUAACCUGAAGCGUUUGUAACCUGAAGCAUCUGUAACCUGAGGUACCACUGUAGUAAACAGGAAAACCCAAUGCUCUCACAUGUACUUCUGUUUAGGAGUUUGUGGGGCAAGUGUAGAUUCAGAGAAGGUGUGCCACUCAAGAAGAGUACGUCACUUCUGUUUGGUUUUCAAGAAUCCAGGGGGAACCGGGCACCACAAUUUUUCAACCUUGUUUACAGGGGCUUCAUUUUCCCCCUGCCUGUAUCUGGGCAGCUGGUAAGGAAACAGCCAGCAUUCCUUUGGGGGGUGGGGUCAUGCCAACCCAAGAAGACACUAUAAGAAAUUUGCUAUAGGGCACACAGAGAAUAAGAGCACCCUAAUGCCUGCUGCUGCUGUCGGAGAGCCGACUUUUUAACUUUACUUUUGUUCCCAUGCAGCUCAACAGAAAGGUUGGUGACUAUGUCACAGAAAUAAUUGAGCACUAUGGGACAUAUAAUCCGUCCACAGAUGAGGAGGAGAGCUGGGAUUUUGUGCAGAUGGAGGUAAGAUACUUUCCUCAAGAAGAAAUGCCCACCCAAGUUUUCUAUGCCUUUUUGAUUCCUCCUGCCAUGUUCAUGGGUGGCUUUCUUUGGUUAUUUACCAUAUUUGCCCAUCUAUAAGACACCCCCAUGUAUAAGCUGCCCCCUAUCUUUGGGGACUCAGAUUUAAGAAAAUGGGGGGAGAUAUAUCAAUGUAUAAGACGUCCCCCUAAUUUUUGACAUUAUUUUUUAGGGGAAAAACCCUAGUCUUAUACACAGAAAAAUACGGUAAUUAAUUUAGCAAAAUUAAUGUACUGCUCAGUUGUGUAAAAAAAAAAAAAAAGCACCCAAAGCAAUUUACUAAAAGAAUAAAACGAGAUUAUCAGAGUUAAAAAUUAUUUGAAACAUUACAAAAAUGAUUAAAAAUCAACAAAGCAAUGGGCUAAAAACCAGAUUGAAACUCAUGCCAAGCCUAAUGAGGAACGGUUGAAGGAGCUGGGUAUGUUUAGCCUGGAAAAGAGGAGAUAGGAUAGCCUGCUUCAAAUAUCCCAAGGGCUGUCACAUGGAAGAUGAAGCAAGCUUGUUUUCUCCUGCUCUGGAGGGUAGGACUCGAACAAAUGGCUUCAAGUUACAAGAAAGGAGAUUCUAAGAUUUAGGAUGAACUUUCUGACUGUUAAGAGCUGUUUGACAGUGGGACGGUCUCCCUUGGGAGGUUGUGGACUUUCCCUCCUUGGAGGUUUUUAAGCAGAGGUUGGAAGUCUAAUGGGCGCUUUAACUGAGUUUCCUGCAUUGCAGGGGGUUGGACUAGAUGGCCCUUGGGAUAGGCUGGCGCGCUGCAGGCCCCGUUGUGAGUGCCGCCCCCCAUUUUGUCACCCGCUCGGUGGUGACACCCAGGGUGGACCGCCCUCAUCGCCCCCCUUCCUCUGCCCCUGGGGUAGCUUUCUCUUCCAGCCCCCAGGUCUUCUUCUCAUGGUCUCUCUCUUUUGCCUCCCUGCAGUUCCAGUGUUGCGGAUGGAUCCUCUCCAAUGACUGGAUGGAGAACAGCAUAAUAAAGAACUCCUCUUACCACCUCUAUCCCUGCUCGUGCCGCGGCAACGUCUCUCAGCCUGGCCAGCCAGGGAACAGCACCACCGCUGCCCCCACCACCAGGCCGAAGAUCGCAGGCUUCUGUAACUCUUACGGGCAACCGUGGUCCGUCUAUGAGAUGGUGAGUAGCCGAAGGCCGGGGAGAGGAAGCUUGCAACCCUUCUCUGGUCAGAAUCCGACCCUUGUUGUGCUCUGAGCUUGUCUUGCAUGGCUUGGAGAAAGUGGAUAGAAAGAGGCUUUCUCUUCCCACCCUGUUAAUUCUAAAACUCCCAAGUCACCCAGUGAAAUGGAUCGGCAGCAAUCCUAGAAGACCUUUAAUCUUAAUAAUUAGGUAAAGGGAUCCCUGACCAUUAGGUCCAGUCGUGACCGACUCUGGGGUUGCGGCACUCAUCUCGCUUUAUUGGCAGAGGGAGCCGGCGUACAGCUUCCGGGUCAUGUGGCCAGCAUGACUAAGCCGCUUCUGGCGAACCAGAGCAGUGCACGGAAACGCCGUUUACCUUCCCACCAGAGUGGUACCUAUUUAUCUACUUCCACUUUGACGUGUUUUCGAACUGCUAGGUGGGCAGGAGCAGGGACCGAGCAACAGGAGCUCACCCCGUCGCAGGGAUUCGAACCGCCAACCUUCUGAUCGGCAAGCCCUAGGCUCUGUGGUUUAACCCACAGCGCCACCCACACCCCUAUUAUUAUCCUAGAAGACCUUUAAUCUUAAUCUUUAGGAUUCUGCUAUUCGAGGGUUUGGCAAAUCGCCUUCCUUGGAAAAAGGUAUCUCAUAAACUGAAAGUACCUAAAGGGCAGAGCUUGAAGGACAUAUAGAUAUAGAUGACAUGAUUUUAUUUCUUAUAUAAAUAUUGAGGCACAUGGUCAAAAUGAUAUAUGCAAAAUGUCUGGCUCAGUUAAGGCUAUAUAGAGCCUUUGUUCACAAUAAUGAUGGAACUUGGAGGCUGAGAGUACUUUUAUAAGUUUUUAUUAAGGGAACCUUGGCGUGAGUUAACAUGCUAUUAUUAUUAUCUCUUUGGAGCUGUGUUGUUAUCUUUUCAUACUUUUGUCCUUCCAGGCUGCGAUGCUUUAUGGUUUAAAUUUUUGAUUCUUUGUUUUCGGUUCUGUCUGCACAUUGGUUGUUACAUCAAUGUAAAAAUGUGUUCUGGGAGGGGGGAAUUGGCAGUCCAUUCAGCAACAGACAAAAGGAAACACUUUUCUGCACGCUGUGUAGUUAAUUUAUGGGAUGCACUCCCAUGCAAUGUGCAUGGUGCAGUUUUGACCGUGCUAGACUGAACGUAAUGAUCUUACCAGGCAGUAGUGGGGUGGGGGAAGGGCUGAUUUUGAAAUUGCAACAUUUUCACUUCACUUACUUCAAAAUGCAGUAAGACAGCUUAGCUGCGGGGGCCGGUGAUCCUCUGUUUCAAUCUCCUGGGAGUGGGGGCUGGACAUCUGCACCCCCAGUCCUUCCUUGCUGGCAACCACUGCUGGGAAUGGCCACCGGUUUGGAUGGCUUUAAAUGGGUAAUAAAGCAAGUUCAUGGGACGCAGAUGGCACUGUGGGUUAAACCACAGAGUCUAGGACUUGCCGAUCAGAAGGUCGGCGGUUCGAAUCCCUGCGACGGGGUGAGCUCCCGUUGCUCGGUCUCUGCUCCUGCCAACCUAGCAGUUCGAAAGCACAUCAAAGUGCAAGUAGAUAAAUAGGUACCGCUCUGGCGGGAAGGUAAUCGGCGUUUCCGUGCGCUGCUCUGGUUCGCCAGUAGCAGCUUAGUCAUGCUGGCCACAUGUCCCGGAAGCUGUACGCUGGCUCCCUCGGCCAAUAAAGCGAGAUGAGCGCCGCAACCCCAGAGUCGGUCACGACUGGACCUAAUGGUCAGGGAUCCCUUAACCUUUACCUUUAAGCAAGUUCAUGGAGGAUAGGACUUAUUAGCCAUUGUAGCCAAAUGGAACCUCCAUGUUCAGAAGCAGUGCAUAGCUGAAUACAGAACUUGUGGCAGGCUGUUGCCUUGCUGCCGUGUUCCCGGACUUCUUGGAUGCAUUUGGUUGCUGUCUGGGAUGCAGAAUGGUGGUCUUGACAGCUCUUCUCUUUUCAGAACACGCACACAUGCAACCAAGCAGCCUUUUUAAACAAAUACACCUUUGUCCAAUUGUAGGGCUGCAUGGACGGCGUCCAGACCUGGCUCACGAAUAACAUCGUCACCAUUGUGGGGAUCAGCCUUGGGAUUGCGCUCAUGGAGGUAAGAGGUCUGGGCGAGCUGCUGCAGGUUGGUGUGGCUGCGGUUCUCCGCAGCUGUGCAAGGAGUAGAACUGCUGGCAUUGCCAAUAGUAGUGGAGGUUGCGGUGGAGCUCCGCCGCUUCCCUGGCCUCCCGGCAGCUGAGUCGCUGCUGCUUACCAGGAAGGAGAGGGCGAGGCAGCAGCAAGGAGGCUGGCAUGGUGCAAACGCACCACAGCAGCCAGUCUGGUGCUCCUGCUGGUGUGUUUGCACCACCCCUCUGCUGCCUCGCUCCUCUCCUGCCCAGCAAGCAGCAGCGACUCCACUGCUGGGAGGUCAGGUGAGCGCUGCCACGCCGCAAUGCUACCUGCUACUUAUUUGCUCGAUCUGCCUCCUGGAAAGCCGCUAGAGCUAUUUAUCUUUCAUUUGCCUCACCUUGUAAUAAGAGGUGCUCACUUCCCAGAAAGACAGAGGCUCUAGGCCUUCAGUUCUGCAACCCUCUAUUCACCCAGAAUAUAUGUGGUUGAGCGAGUGGGGGGAGGGUCUUAUCUGUGGAUGCAGUUCCUACAGAGACCUGAGGGUGUUUCUGUUGCUGAGCAAAAAGGGGAAGCAUACCAGUGCUGCCACCUUGGUGCUCUGCGGAGGAAAACCACAAGAAGUCCCUGUAAGUGCUGCUCCAGUCUGGACCACUAAGUGCUGUUGACUGUGGAAUUAUGCUACGUGGGUGAGAGAUGGUCUGCCCUUUCCCCUCCUCAGCCUAAAACCUUUCUUGUAGUUCCUGCAGCUGCUGUGCAUGAUCCUGAUCAGCGCACUAGAGUACAGGGACUUGCAUAGUGAUGGCUCCCAUGAGAUCCUCUACUUCCCCAGCAGGUGGCAGAUGGGAGUGUAUUUGUAUGCAUGCACUGAUGUGGUUUUGCUCAAGGGCCUGCCUUGGUAUAUUAGCUGUGUACAUUUGUGUUUACCAGUGCUGGGAGGACUUGUGUGUUGUUGUUGCUGCUGUUGCUGUUGUUUGCUUAUUUCCCCUCUGGUCCAAAUCCGAUUUGUGUGGGCUUUUAUUUGUAUGUCCUGUGCAUGAUUUUGGUCUUGUGUGUGUGCUGGCCAUCAAAACUGCUAGCAUAUUGAAGUCAUUGUGAAUUCCUUGGUGGAUUCUUGGCCUGUGUCCCCUGAAUUCUCAGAUUAUGGGGUUUUUGUGUGUGCCUGCAGGGUGGUUGGGAGGAUAAAAUGGGGAGCCAAAGCAUCAUGUGCACCACCUUGGGCUCCUUGAAGGAAAGGUGGGAUAUAACAGGGAGUGAGUGAAUGAAUGGGGUGUUUAGCUCCUUCUACUCUCGCCUCCGCCAUCCUUCUGGCUUUCGUCACUGCCACCUCCAGCGGCUUGGCAGACUCUCGUCUCAGCUGUUUGGGCCUUUAUAUAGUGCGCUGUGUGAUCAACACCUGCCCAGUAAGGGCAUGUGGACUGCCCUGCUGGCACCGGCAAGUGGGGUGCUGAGGCCAGCUGUGGCCUGCUUGCAUGUUUUGUGUGUUGGCUGCUGCAGUUAUGUGGAAAAGCAGGUUGCUUUGUGGUUCUCGAGACCCAUGCACCUCCCUGCCAUGUGUCCAGGCAUGCCUGUGAAUGCAGUGUUUUGGUUGGCUACACAAAGCAACACACACACACACACACACACACACACACCAGGAAUUGCAUGUUUUCCUUGUGCUCCUUCCCCAAGUGUACUCUCCCAAACCUCCUCUGUCUCUUUGUUUAUUUUUAUUUUUUUGCUUAUUUUAAACCCUUUUGCUGUUGCCCGCACAGGGACAUCUACUUCGAGUAUUGGCAAGGUAAUUACUCCAGGUGAAGCAGGAAGGCUGAGCUCUGCCUCUGCCUGAUAGGGAUUUAGCUGCUGCAAAUCUGUGUGUAUCGGGGCCUCCUUUCCUCCUUUUCCUCCUCGCUGUCAAUUGCCACGUGCCUGCCCUCUAGGCUGCUUCGCAAGGGGAGCCUUGAUGCCCCCUCAGAGCAAGAAGAGGAAGUGUUUAGAGCGCCCAAGCCUCUACCCUCCAUAAGAGAAAGAGAGAAGGGGAAAGAGAACGAGAAAGCGGUGGAGGGGCUAGAAAGAAAAUUUCAAAAUAUAGCUAAAAUGCAACAGGAGGGAGUUCAGAGUGGUUAUUUCUAGGGAGGGAGGAAUUAUUACUGAUAACCCACCCUGUUCCCUCUAAGAUGCACACGCCAUUCUGAUCUCCUUCAGCAUCUCCUUCCAUUCCGAAGCCAGUAUUUAGACCCGGCAGCUCUUUGAAACGCCAAGGCAAGAGCAAGUAAAAAAACCACACCAAAUAUCACAAAGUGAAAUAAAAAAGCAAAACAAAAGAAUAAAACAAUAUAGAAUAAUGCGUUCACCUGCUUUGCAUGCAGAUGGUCUCAAGGCAGGACUAAGAGAUCCCUGCCUUGAAAUCCCGGAGAGCCACUGCUGGUGUGUGGACAAUGCUGAGACAAGGGUCUGACUCUGUACAGUGCAAGGCAGCUGCCCUGUGUUCCUGGAGUGCUCUCUCUGCUUCCCUGCCUGAACCACUGAGUAAUUGCCUGCCUGCCUAUUCAGAUCUGGAAUGAAUGGCAAGUAGGGCUUUCCAGGUCGAAGUGCAGAUUGAACUGAAGGUGGAACCCAACAUACUUCCGCUUCGUAAACCAAAUCUGAAUGUUUUGAAUAGACUUGGUCUGUAGCGGAACAAUGUCUGUUGUCACUAGCACAAGGGCAGCAUUGCCUUCCAGAGUAGAAGAAAAGCAGGGUGUUUUUUUUCGUGAUGGUAACAAAAUAAUUAGCAAUCGUGUAGUGCUUCCGAAUGUUCAGAGUGCUCUGUAUGCAUUGUCUUGUGAUCCUUACAACGUCAGGCGUUGCAUGUUUCCAUGCUGGUCUGUGGCCCACUCCAGAUGCUGUAUGUCCUUUUGAGUGCUGUAGAUGUGUGUGUAGAUGUAAUAGCCUUGGCUAUUAGACCACUUGGAAAUGUGGUGGCCAGGGACUGCAUCCUUCUACCUAAGGAACGGCGCUUUAACUGCAAGAAUGAGACGGUUCUGGCAAGCCCCGCACUGUGUUGGCCUUGGGAUUGCCAUGGGUGUGGAGCGCAUGUGUGUGUAUGCAUGCUCCUACAGAUAAACUGCGGGUUGCUGGGACUCGGAUGCUCAUCCUGAAACUCCUACCUCGGCCUGUGCUGAGAUGGGCCUGAGUUGAGGUGCAAGUUCUGGCAGGGGAAACAGACUGCACAACUGUGUAGAAACUGUUUUGCAGGAGAUGCGAGCUCAUGUUCAGCCACUUCCACGAAUAACGCACUGAGUGAGGCACUUCCUCUCCACGUGCAAAAUGGGUGUUAUGAUUGCCUGCCUCCUCCUUGGGGUUGCUGGAAGGAUAAAUGAAAGUGUAGCUUUAAAAAGAAGAACCCUCCCUCUGCUGGAUAAUCUGUAGACAGUGUUAAAAACUUUUAGAUAUACAGUGGUACCUCAGGUUACAUACGCUUCAGGUUACACACUCCGCUAACCUAGAAAUAGUGCUUUAGGUUAAGAACUUUGCUUCAGGAUAAGAACAGAAAUCGGGUUCUGGCGGCGCAGCGGCAGCAGGAGGCCCCCAUUAGCUAAAGUGGUGCUUCAGGUUAAGAACAGUUUCAGGUUAAGUAUGGACCUCCGGAACGAAUUAAGUACUUAACCUCAGGUACCACUCUCAAUCGCCAAAUGGCACCUUAAACUUGGGUUACGGUUGCCACAAUGGAACGUUUGGGCGACUUUCCUCCCCACCCGUGGGAUUUAUUAUUAUUAUUAAUUUCAUUUCUAUACUGCUUUAUAUUUUAAAUAAAAAAAUCUCAAAGUGGUUUACAACACAUCAAAGCAUCAAAUAAAACAACCCAUAAUAAUAAAAAAAUCAGGCAUCAAGGAAAAUAUUUCAGAUCCUUCUCUUGAUAUUUUGCUUUCCCCAUAUUUAUUUACCUACUUAAUUCAUAGAGCUGGCCUGUAGCAGGAAUCUAAUAAGCCAGUGAGGUGUCAUGAUUAAAGUAUCAGACCUGAGAGAUCAAGGUUCAAAUCCCCACUCAGUCAUGACCUUGGGCCAGUCGCAGCCUCUUAUCCUUCCUCACAGGGUCAUUGUAGGGAUUAACUGAGAUGGGGGGGGUGAACCAUGUACUAUUUGGAGGAAAAGGUGGGAUAUAAAUGCAGUAAACAAGCUUUUCUGCUGACCUGUUUUGCUUUACCUAGGUCGAGCUAGGAUUAUAAUACAUCAGAAUUUUGGGGGUUCUACCCUUGUUUGAAUUUUGGUCAUUUAAAAUUCUAUUUCCUUCUGAGGAAACUGAAUACUUCAGUGAAACGAGGUUUGUAGCCGGCAUCCUGUUAAGGCUUUGUUCUGUUUUAGGUUUUUCUAUUUUUUUCCCUUAAGCUUUUUGAUUUUUAUUAUUUAGUUGAUUUCCACAAGAAAAUAUUUCUAGUCGGUUACUUCUUGUUUCUGGGAUUCUCACGGUAUUUCAUUUGUUUUGUGCGACCUGUUUAAGAAAGCUGGCAGGGCCAGCCAGAUGAAGAUGUCAGUCGCGAACCUGGCAUCAUCAGGUCUCCAUGUGGUCACAAUUGGACCUGCACUAGUUGGCACCUGGGGGAUUUCAAACACUGUAGAUACCGUAUUUUUCGCUCUAUAGGACGCACCCGACCAUAGGAGGCACCUUGUUUUAGAGGGGGAGAAGAAGAAAAAAAAUUCUCCCCCUCUCUGCUCAGCGCCCCUUCAGCGAAGCGGCAGGAGAAACGGAGCCCCUUCCAUUUCUCCUCCCGCUUGGCUGAAGGGGCGCUGAGCAGCUCUCCCUCUCUGCUGAAGCCGGGAGACUCUUGCUCUCCCGGCUUCAGCAAAAGGAACCUGAAUGACAUCCCCACUCAGUCAUGACCUUGGGCCAGUCGCAGCCUCUUAUCCUUCCUCACAGGGUCAUUGUAGGGAUUAACUGAGAUGGGGGGGGUGAACCAUGUACUAUUUGGAGGAAAAGGUGGGAUAUAAAUGCAGUAAACAAGCUUUUCUGCUGACCUGUUUUGCUUUACCUAGGUCGAGCUAGGAUUAUAAUACAUCAGAAUUUUGGGGGUUCUACCCUUGUUUGAAUUUUGGUCAUUUAAAAUUCUAUUUCCUUCUGAGGAAACUGAAUACUUCAGUGAAACGAGGUUUGUAGCCGGCAUCCUGUUAAGGCUUUGUUCUGUUUUAGGUUUUUCUAUUUUUUUCCCUUAAGCUUUUUGAUUUUUAUUAUUUAGUUGAUUUCCACAAGAAAAUAUUUCUAGUCGGUUACUUCUUGUUUCUGGGAUUCUCACGGUAUUUCAUUUGUUUUGUGCGACCUGUUUAAGAAAGCUGGCAGGGCCAGCCAGAUGAAGAUGUCAGUCGCGAACCUGGCAUCAUCAGGUCUCCAUGUGGUCACAAUUGGACCUGCACUAGUUGGCACCUGGGGGAUUUCAAACACUGUAGAUACCGUAUUUUUCGCUCUAUAGGACGCACCCGACCAUAGGAGGCACCUUGUUUUAGAGGGGGAGAAGAAGAAAAAAAAUUCUCCCCCUCUCUGCUCAGCGCCCCUUCAGCGAAGCGGCAGGAGAAACGGCGCCCCUUCCAUUUCUCCUCCUGCUUGGCUGAAGGGGCGCUGAGCAGCUCUCCCUCUCUGCUGAAGCCGGGAGACUCUUGCUCUCCCGGCUUCAGCAAAAGGAACCUGAAGCCUUCGGAGUGCAGCGCGAGUUCCCACUGUGCUCCAAAGGCUUCAGGCGGCUAUCCCUGAAGCCUGUAGAGCACCGACCCCUCUCGCUCUCCAGGCUUCAGCAAAAGCAACGUGUAGCCUCUGGAGCACGGAGGGAGUGCUCCCUCUGCGCUUCGGAGGCUUUGCGUUGCUAUCGUUGAAGCCAAGGAGCCUGCAUUCGCUCCAUAGGACGCAUACACAUUCCCCCUUAAUUUUUGGAGGGGAAAAAGUGUGUCCUAUAGAGCGAAAAAUACAGUAGUUUAACUUCUCCUCCCUCCUUAUCCAGCUAGAUUGGGGGGGGGGAGAAAUAAUGGCCUCCUGCUUUCUUCCAUAAACCUGUUUUUAAAAAGCCCAGGCAACUCCAGAAUGCGAAGGCUGCCCUGGUGUUUCCUGUGAGGUCCACCCCCUAGGUGAUCAAUGUUCCAUGAAAUGCAGCUGGGGCUGCCGGUGGUUGUAUCAGAGCAGCAACGUGAGCCCUCUUUUAACUCGAUCUCUUUCUUCCCACAGCUCUGCCUCAUGACGCUAUCGAUGUUUCUGUGUAGGACCAUCGGGCCAAACUAUGACAAGCUGGCUCGCUACUCCUAGGAGUCGAAUCACCACUUCCCAGAGUUCCAGACUUUAUUAGGGGGCGGCAAUGGAAUCCAUCCCUUUAAAUUCAAAACUUUCCACUUCAGGGCUGCAAGGUGCCUCUGGAGAUUCUCUACCUAACCUUUCCUUGCACAGAGCUAGAAUUGGUUCUACCAUAACCUUGGGAAAAGAAAUUAAACUCUCAGGAGUUGCAGGCGUCAGGAGACUCCAUUACAAUACCCUGCAGAACUCUUCAUACAGCAAAACAGAUGAUUUAGCCCUUAAAUCAUCUCCCCAAACCAUUAGCUUAUCCAUUCCGAAAUUUGAUGUAAUAAUGCCAAAAGAUUUACUCCCGAUGUUUUUCUGAUUAUUUUGGCUCUUGAGUGUUUAGUUUGUGACAUCCAAAGCUAGACCCUGCUUCAGCACUGUUUGGCAGAAUAAGGAGUUCACUGCCAGACUCGAGUGGAUUACAAAACAUAACUUGGAAAGCAAAUGUGUGUUUUUAAAGGUUUCUUUUUUUACUACUAAUAAUAACAACCAUAACAAUUCUAUUGACUAUUCCGUAAAAUUCCUUAAUAAGCUUGUUUCGGAAUUAAUCCUGCCUUUCGUAGUACAAAAACAAAGCUGAUGUUAAAAUGUUUAAAUUUUAUUUAGCAGCGAAAGAAAGGAAAGUACUGAGAACUUGGACGAGCCAUGUUUUUGAGCGAUGGUGCUCAGGUGCUUGGUGCAACAUUUUAAAUUGGGGAUGGGGAACCUGUGGUCUUCCUGAUAUUGCUAGACUAAAACUCUCAUAAUCUCUGGCCCUCCUAGCUGGGACUGAUGGGAAUUGUACUCCAAAACAGAAGGGAGUGCCUGUGAAAUUCUUUUGACCCACUCAGUUUACACCUUGUACUGCAAUGUCUAACCCAGGGAUGAGCAUCCUGUGGCCCGCCCAGCUGCUGGACUCCCAACUCCCAUCAUCCCCAACCAUCACAGGCACGAUGGAAGUUACAGUCCAGCAACAUGAGCCACAGGUUGCCCACCUUUGCUCUGAGUCACCUUGGCUGGAUUUGCUGAAAAUGCCUAGGUGACAACAGCCAUUGUCCCCUCCAAUCUCCCCUCUUCCAGUCGUUAGAAAACUUCCAACCUUUGUUCUGAAGCCCUUCCCUACCCCGCGACCCUGCUCUCCCCCUCCCAUUUUCUGUUUGUUAAGACUGCAGGUUGAGACUGUGGGCUUCCCCGCCAUGGAAAGUUUGGUCCAAUUUUUGUCUCUCAUAAUCUUAACGCAUGCACACCCCAGCUAGCUGCCUGCACAGGAGGUGGGGAACAUGUGGCCUUCCAGAUGUUGUUGGGCCCCCAACUCGUCACCUCAGACAGGUUCGACAUCUGGAAGGCCACAGGUUGCCUCCCCAUUCCAACAGUUUGAAUGCACUUAUCCUUCUCAGAUGGGCUCUUCUUACACAAAGGAAACACAAGCGAGGGUAGCCAGCUCUGGUAAAGACGUCUUCAUUGUGAACACUUGAAAUCCCAGGGAAGGAGGAAAACUUUGCUUGUCUUGGGCAUGGGUGUCUGCCAGGCAAGCUCCAGAUCUGAGGGGGCUGUUGGGCAGCAGCUUUUGAUCCAGCAUCUUAGCCUGUUUUGAACAAUAAGACUAGAAACAAGUAUUUUAAGGGGGACCGAGGGCAGGUAUUUGUCAUGGGUCCUGCUUGGACUUUUCUAGGUCUUGGCAGCUGCCCAACAAGGCCAGGUUCUACUCUCAAUCUUGUGUGUGCACGCGUACGUUGGUGGUCUCCCAGAGCUUUGGCUGGAGCUACAUAAGCCCUUUCUCCCCCGACGUCUUGGUAACUAUUUGGAAAAGUUGUGCUCAACUCACAUCAUUUGUCGUUACUUUUGAUAUUCUGCUCCACUUGUUUAUACCUGUACAUUGUCUGAUGGGAAAGCCCAUUUCUAACACUUGCUGCAUGUGUUGUGUAUCUGUUUAUGCAUGCAAACCACUUGGAUGUUUGACAUACAGUCAUACCUCGGGUUAAAGUAGCUGCGGGUUGAGCUCCGCGGUGACCCGGAAGUAAUGGAACACGUUACUUCCGGGUUUUGCUGCUUGCGCAUGCGCUCAAAAUGUCACACGCAUGCGCAGACGCGGCAAAUUGCGAGCCGCGCAUGCGCAGAGGUGGGUUGUUCGCUUCAGGAUGCGAACGGGGCUCCAGAAGGGAUCCCAUUCGCAUCCAGAGGUACCACUGUAGUGGAGUCGUGAGGGAACACAUGUUAAAAGGGAAGAUGCUGGUGGAAUGAGGUACGCAUAUAUAAUUUCACCUGUAUCCGUAGCUUGUUGCUUCUUAACAGUAUUUGGGGUUGUUUUGUGCAUUUUGUGGGUUGGGUUUUUUAUUAUUAUUAUCCUGUUUUGUAAAUAAAUAAAUAAAAAUCCCUAAAUGGC